Messenger RNA from Sipha flava (yellow sugarcane aphid), 736 nucleotides. Its product is annotated as coiled-coil domain-containing protein 12. The coding region runs from base 85 to 582 and encodes 165 amino acids. The record is from RefSeq and is a predicted model, not a curated record. Gene Ontology annotation, cellular component: post-mRNA release spliceosomal complex; U2-type spliceosomal complex. The transcript has 3 exons. Lineage: Eukaryota; Metazoa; Arthropoda; Insecta; Hemiptera; Aphididae.
UAUUUUACAUAUUUUUUAAAAUUUUUCUUAUAAAUAUUAAAUAAUAUACGUAAAUAAUCUAUAUCUCUGUACUAAGUUAUAGCUAUGGAUAAUUCAGAAAAUCAGUUUAUCAAAGUAGGAUCUUUGGAAGAGGAAGCUAAAAAACGCAAGGAACGAUUGGCAAGUUUAAAAAAGUCGUUAGAAAUAAAAAAUGAUGCGAAUUUCACCAAUGAUACCAUAGAAAAACCAUUACCAAAACCUAAGUUUAAAAGUUAUAUCCCAGAAGAUGAAGGACUCAAAGCAGAACUUAUACCUACUCCUCAACCUGGUGAUAUUGUUGCGGAAGUUGAAGAUCAAUUAAAAGCUGGAGAAACAGUUUUUACAGUUCAAGAAUUGGAUUUAAAUACACUGGCACCCAGAAAACCAGAUUGGGAUUUGAAAAGAGACAUUGAAAAAAGGAUGGCAAAACUAGAGAGGCGAACACAAAGAGCAAUUGCUGAAUUAAUACGAGAAAGGCUAAAAGGAGAACAAAAUUUAGAUUUAGCAUCUGCUGUAAAUGAAGGUGCCAGAGCAAAUGCUCAAAUUGAUAUAGAAGAAGAGUAAUAUUAUCUUAUUUUUAAUUUUUUAAUAUCUUAUGUAUGAAAUUUUAGAAUUUGUAUGAAUGUACAUAUUAUAAUAAUGUUACUUUAGUAACAUAUUUCCAUUUAUAUUCAAUUGUUAUUUACUUUAAAAAUAAUAAAUUCAUCAAAAUCAUUAA